ACGGACGGACGCUGGCUGGUCUCGGGCAGGAUGACGGCGGCCUUGGCGGCCGGAGGCUACACGCGGAGUGACACGAUGGAGAAGCUGCCCUCUGUCAUGGCGGGAGUUCCGGCGCGGAGAAGCCAGUCCUCCCCGCCCCCUGCCCCACCGCUCUGCCUCCGGCGGAGGACGCGACUCGCGGCGGCUCCCGAGGACACCGUGCAGAACCGGGUGACACUUGAGAAGGUGCUUGGCAUCACAGCCCAGAACAGCAGUGGUCUAACCUGCGACCCUGGCACAGGACAUGUGGCCUACUUAGCAGGCUGUGUGGUGGUGAUCUUGAACCCCAAGGAGAACAAGCAGCAGCAUAUCUUUAACACUACCAGGAAGUCCCUGAGUGCUCUGGCCUUCUCCCCAGAUGGGAGGUACAUAGUGACAGGAGAGAACGGGCACAGGCCAGCCGUGCGUGUCUGGGAUGUGGAGGAGAAAACGCAGGUUGCAGAGAUGCUGGGCCACAAGUAUGGUGUGGCCUGUGUGGCCUUCUCACCCAAUAUGAAGCACAUCGUGUCCAUGGGCUACCAGCAUGACAUGGUCCUCAAUGUUUGGGACUGGAAGAAAGACGUUGUGGUGGCUUCCAACAAGGUGUCGUGUAGAGUCAUCGCCCUCUCCUUCUCUGAGGACAGCAGCUACUUUGUCACUGUUGGCAAUCGGCAUGUGAGGUUUUGGUUCUUGGAAGUCUCCACUGAAGCAAAGGUGACGGGCACAGUGCCGCUGGUAGGGCGCUCGGGCAUCCUGGGUGAGCUGCACAACAACAUCUUCUGCGAUGUCGCCUGUGGCCGGGGCCAGAUGGCGGGCAAUACCUUCUGCGUGUCCUACUCUGGCCUGCUCUGCCAGUUCAGUGAGAAGCGGGUGCUGGAAAAGUGGAUCAACCUGAAGGUAUCCCUGGCUUCCUGCCUGUGUGUCAGUGAGGAGCUGAUCUUCUGCGGGUGCACAGACGGCAUAGUCCGAGUCUUCCAGGCCCACAGCCUGCACUACCUCGCCAACCUGCCAAAGCCCCACUACCUAGGAAUAGAUGUGGCACAGGGCCUGGACUCCAGCUUCCUCUUCCACAGAAAAGCAGAAGCCGUCUACCCCGAUACAGUGGCACUGACCUUUGACCCCAUCCACCAGUGGCUGACCUGUGUCUACAAAGACCACAGCAUCUACGUCUGGGACGUCAAGGACAUCAGCAAAGUCUGCAAGAUAUGGUCGGAGCUUUUCCACAGCUCCUUUGUCUGGAACGUGGAGGUGUAUCCUGAAUUUGAAGAUCAGAGAGCUUGCCUGCCGUCCGGCUCUUUUCUGACUUGCUCCUCAGACAACACCAUCCGCUUCUGGAAUAUGAAUAGGAGCUCUGACACUCAGUGGCGGAAAAACAUCUUCAGCGAUACCCUGCUGAAGGUGGUGUAUGUGGAGAAUAACACCCAGCACCUACAGGACAUGUCUCACUUUCCAGACCGGGGCAGUGAGAACGGCACACCCAUGGAUAUGAAAGCUGGGGUUCGAGUCAUGCAGGUCAGCCCCGACGGCCAGCACUUGGCUUCAGGUGACCGCAGUGGAAAUCUGAGGAUCCACGAGCUGCACUUCAUGGAUGAGCUGAUCAAGGUGGAGGCCCAUGACGCUGAGGUGCUAUGCCUGGAGUAUUCCAAGCCUGAGACAGGAGUGACUUUGCUGGCUUCAGCCAGUCGGGACCGGCUCAUCCACGUGUUAAAUGUGGAGAAGAACUACAACCUGGAGCAGACCCUGGACGACCACUCCUCCUCCAUCACAGCCAUUAAGUUUUCUGGCACCAGAGAUGUGCAGAUGAUCAGCUGUGGAGCUGACAAGAGCAUCUACUUUCGCAGUGCCCAGCAGACCUCGGAUGGGCUGCACUUUGUCCGUACCCACCAUGUAGCAGAGAAGACCACCUUGUAUGACAUGGACAUUGACAUCACACAGAAGUAUGUGGCAGUGGCCUGCCAGGACCGCAAUGUGAGGGUCUACAACACGGUGAGUGGGAAACAGAAGAAGUGCUACAAGGGCACCCAGGGCGACGAAGGGUCCCUGCUGAAGGUCCACGUGGACCCCUCGGGCACCUUCCUGGCCACAAGCUGCUCCGACAAAAGCAUCUCAGUGAUUGACUUUUAUUCAGGCGAGUGUGUUGCCAAGAUGUUUGGCCACUCAGAAAUUGUCACUGGCAUGAAGUUCACCUAUGACUGCCGCCACUUGAUCACAGUUUCUGGAGACAGCUGUGUGUUCAUCUGGCACCUGGGUCCAGAGAUCACCACCAACAUGAAGCAGCACCUGCUGGAGAUCAACCACCGAGAGCAGCAGCAGCAGCAGCAGCCCAAGGACCAGAAAUGGAGCAGCCCUCCCAGCCAGGAGACAUAUGCAUGCAUACCCAGCGAGAUUCGCUCCUUGAGCCCUGGAGAGCAGACGGAAGAUGAGAUGGAGGAGGAGUGUGACCCAGAAGAGCUCCUGAAAACACCGUCCAAAGAGAGCCUGGAUCCAGAUCCUCAGUGCCUGCUGACCAAUAGCAAGCUGCCACUCUGGGCGAAGCGCCUGCUCGGAGAUGAGGAUGUGACAGACAGUUCAGCUUUCCAUGCCAAGCGCAGCUACCAGCCACAUGGUCGCUGGGCAGAGAGGGCCGAGCAGGAACCCCUCAAGACCAUCCUGGAUGCCCGAGCCCUGGAUUCCUACUUUACACCCAUGAAGCCUGAUAACCUAGAAGACUCUGUUCUGGACUCAGAGGAGCCACCGAGCCUGGCAGGCUUGCUAAGUGAGUGCUCACACGGUAACGGACAUAUGCCUCAGGGAGAAGGCUUGGCGAGCUACCCUCGUCACUCUGAGUCAGAGAAUUCCCAAGAGGACAGCCGAGGACAUCCCUCCUUCUUGCCUCUACAGAGGGAAUCCACUGAGCCGAGAGAACGCCUCCUCUGCUCCCCAGAGGCAGAGGUGACAGUCGAAGGCAGGCACAGGUGCUGCACGGAGUACUACGAGGACGAGGAUGAGGCAGGAGCAGACCAGCAGGGCGACUCCUAUCUCAGGGUCUCCUCCGUUAGCUCAAAGGAUCAGAGCCCACCCGAGGACUCUGGGGAGUCGGAGGCUGAAUUGGAGUGCAGCUUUGCCCAUUUCUCAGCUCCACGCACAGACCCCGGCCCUCGCCUCACCAGGGCGAUGCCCCGUGAACCAGAGCACCUGAGUACAGAAGAGCUUUCUCAGCCUGAGAUGGCAGACUUGGCCAGCAGCUCCUUACCCCAGACCCCUGAGCAGGAGAAGUUCCUCCGCCACCAUUUUGAGACCCUUACUGAUGCCCCUACUGAAGAGCUCUUUCGUGGACCACUGGGAGACAUAAAGAUCUCGGAGGUUGAUGACUUCUUCCUCAGUCCCCGGCUGAGCAUCUCCACCCAGUUCCUCUCACGCCUCCAGAAGCCCUCCAGGUUCCCUCCCCGGCUGCCCCUGCACCUUAUGAAGUCUCCAGAGGUCAAGCCCACAGGCCAAGGGGGCAGCCAGCCUAGAGCAAGGCUCCUGAGAGCAGGUACUGGCUACAUGUCCUCAGAUGGGACCAAUGUCCUCCCGGGGCAGAAAGCUGAGGAGACUCCGGAGGCCUUGUGUCUACCAAGUGAAUGUCCCCACUCCCAGAGGAACAGCCCUGGAUGCCCAGCCGCGUCCUCUGCAGGCCUGGUGUCCCGUGCCUGUUCCUCCAUGCCACCUCCAGACAGGAAGCCUCCAACACCCACAUCUGUACCUGCUGCAGGCCUGGGCCAGAGCAUCUGUGCCCCCUCUGUGUGUUCUUACCUGGAGACCACAGCCAGCUCACAUGCCAAGAUAACACGCAGCAUCUCUCUUGGGGACAGCGAGGGCCCCGUGACAGAUGAGCUGUCCAGGGCACUUCACAAGCCUGUAUCCAUGGGAGAAUUGGUUUCCCCGGACCAGGAACUCCACGCUGACCCCACCACAGUGACCUCUACUUCUAGCAUUCAAGGCCAAGAGCCUGCCUUGCCUUCCUGGGGUAACCAUGAGGCCCGGGCCAACCUGAAACUGACCUUAUCCAGUGUCUGUGACCAGCUCCUCUGUCCGCCCACUGUGGAGCCACCCACCACACAUGGAUGGUCUCAGGAGCCUGUGGACACCCAGCCUGGUGUGGCGGUGACAGCAACCAGCUUCCCAGCACCCAGCCCCGUGGAUGCGAGCACCCUGAGACUCCACAGCUCUGUGUUUCUCCCAAAGGCCUCAGCCUCUGUGCCCCUUAUCCCUCCUGCUCAUCCCAGCAACCUCCAACCUGUAGAGAGCCGGUCCAGGAUGCCUGGGAGCAGUGCUGCACCCCCGGAGCCCGCUGCCGAUGCACCAAGUGCGAUCCCGGGCAGCCCUGGACAUGCUGGGGAGCCAGCACUCCCAGCUGAGGCCCUGCCCACAGCACUCCUUGAUCUGGGCAGUGUGGAACCAGUCUUGCACAGGCUGCGCACUGCCUUCCAGGAAGCCCUGGACCUUCACCGAAUGUUGGUCUCCAGCAACCAGCCGGGGGCCGAACACCAACAGGCACAGACCGAGCUGGCCUCCGCCUUCCACUGGAUCCACAGCCAGCUGGAAGCCAGCAACUGGAUGGCUGCCCCUAACUUGGCCAGACCUCAAACACUGCCUAACCCAAAUCCUGCGUCCCCACCUACACUCUGUCCCCUGGCCAGCCCAAACCUGCAGGCCCUGCUGGAACACUACUCAGAACUGCUAGUACAGGCUGUGAGAAGGAAGGCACGGGGGGACUGAGAUAUUGCAGCCCUCUCCCAAAGCCCUCCUGUUCUGAAGGAAUAGACUUGUGAGCAAAUAAACUGACACUUGUUUCCACAACCUGUCCUGUCUGCAAAGCCCUCCUCAGUGGACGCAGAGAGAGGAUAGAGGGCCUCUGCAUGAAUGAGCCAGCUUGGAAACUUAGCUUUGCUUUAGCUCCAGGCCCUGUUGUGUUGACCUGCUGACAGCAAGCACAGGACCAGCGAUAAUGGUGAAUGCAUAUCCUGGCUUCCUGUAGCCCAUCCCAGCAUCCUGAGCUGUUGCGGGGUCAGGUGGCACUUUGCCAUUGA
This is a messenger RNA of Psammomys obesus (fat sand rat), 5069 nucleotides long. RefSeq names its product WD repeat domain 62 (gene Wdr62). Gene Ontology annotation, cellular component: mitotic spindle. NCBI's taxonomy places the organism in Eukaryota, Metazoa, Chordata, Mammalia, Rodentia, Muridae. Bases 31 to 4758 code for a protein of 1575 amino acids. Gene Ontology annotation, biological process: mitotic spindle organization; regulation of mitotic cell cycle; neurogenesis. Gene Ontology annotation, molecular function: protein binding. The transcript is spliced from 33 exons. The record is from RefSeq and is a predicted model, not a curated record.